Messenger RNA from Atta colombica, 1102 nucleotides. RefSeq names its product nucleoside diphosphate kinase (gene awd). Gene Ontology annotation, biological process: UTP biosynthetic process; CTP biosynthetic process; GTP biosynthetic process. The transcript has 4 exons. NCBI's taxonomy places the organism in Eukaryota, Metazoa, Arthropoda, Insecta, Hymenoptera, Formicidae. The coding region runs from base 409 to 921 and encodes 170 amino acids. The record is from RefSeq and is a predicted model, not a curated record. Gene Ontology annotation, molecular function: nucleoside diphosphate kinase activity.
GGUGCAUUCGUUUACGCAGCAUUAGCGUAGAGAGUAUCAUUUAAUUCUCGUUUAAUACUCAGUGAAUAACAAGGAUAGAGUAAUACUUCUGCAUUAAUCGCUGCAUAAAUGAAUACAGGAAAAAAUUUGUUCGCGUCGCCUGCUCCAACAUGCUCCAAUGUGCUCCUGUUAUAGCUUCUACCAGAGAGAAAUCUGAAAGAGGACAAAUCUGGCCCAAAUCUGGUACAUCAGGGUACAUCGUCCACUUUUCAAGGCUAGAGAUGAUAAAUCGAUAUUUGGUUCAUAUCGUGCUACAUGUAGAGUGAGCCUACUGUGUCUACCUAGUAUAUACGUGGCCAUAGCCAUCACUUGUUCCGUUAACAUUGAACCGGAACCCGGAAAAGAGCCUUUGCGACACGUUGGUAUCGCAUGUUCUUAUGUUCUGUCUUGAUUUUGCUGCUGGUUAUCUGUAAAUUAAUUAUGACGGAAAACAAGGAGCGUACUUUUAUCAUGGUUAAACCAGACGGUGUGCAGCGUGGUCUUGUCGGCAAGAUUAUUCAACGAUUUGAGCAGAAGGGUUUCAAAUUAGUGGCUAUGAAGAUGUUAUGGCCUUCUGAAGAUCUCUUGAAAAAACAUUAUGCGGAUCUGGCAUCAAGACCAUUCUUCCCAGGUUUAGUCAAAUAUAUGAGCUCAGGACCAGUUGUGCCAAUGGUCUGGGAAGGCUUGGAUGUUGUAAAAACUGGCCGUGUAAUGUUGGGCGAGACAAAUCCUAAGGAUUCUGCACCAGGUACAAUUCGUGGUGAUUUUUGCAUACAAGUUGGACGCAAUAUUAUUCAUGGCUCUGAUUCUGUUGAGUCUGCCAUAAAGGAGAUUGACCUUUGGUUUGGCGAGAAAGAAGUGAUUGACUGGAUGUACGCAUCUGAAAAAUGGAUUUACGAAUAAGAAUUUUUUUCUGACAGAAACAUUUUCUCAGAGGUUUUUCUACAGAGGUAUCUCUACAAGCAUUUUCUUGAAGAGAAUCUGCUGAAAUCUAUUGCUAGUAUGCAAACUUUUUAGCAAGGCUGAGGUUCGAGAAAAACAUCUGAUAUUUGUAAGGAAUAAAUAAAAAAAUUGCUAAACUUUA